Messenger RNA from Syngnathus typhle (broad-nosed pipefish), 2438 nucleotides. RefSeq names its product neuronal calcium sensor 1. Bases 441 to 1013 code for a protein of 190 amino acids. The transcript is spliced from 9 exons. Gene Ontology annotation, molecular function: calcium sensitive guanylate cyclase activator activity; calcium ion binding. The record is from RefSeq and is a predicted model, not a curated record. Lineage: Eukaryota; Metazoa; Chordata; Actinopteri; Syngnathiformes; Syngnathidae.
UAUUGUGUUGCCAUUGAAGGAAAAAGUUUGGUCUCGCUUGUUUUAGAGCGUAAAUGAUGAGCGCACGCUCGCGCGCGCGCUUGCAGGCGCGCAAGCACGCACCGCGUUGAGUCACGAAUGUGUGCGCACUGAGUCCAGCAGCUCGAUUGAACGUCACUCCCUGUCGGCGACUGGCUGGAGUAGCACAACAAGCGGCCAUGCGCGAGGCAACAGGGCCAGCACUUCAUCUCUGCUCUCUCCUACGCUGACGGAACAGCGCCUUUCCUUUUCUGUACUUCAGGUCCAAUACCUUGCAGCCCAGGACUUGUAAGGACACAAGAUGAUCUUUACCAGCAUGACUUCCCUCAGCAGGACAUCACUGGCCAUUGACACAUGCAGAUGUGUGCAGUGAAGAUCGAGGUAAUACCAGGUGGAUUUGAAGCUGCGGAGGGCUGAAAAUCAUGGGUAAAUCCAACAGCAAACUCAAGCCAGAGGUGGUGGAGGAGUUGACGAGGAAAACGUACUUUACAGAGAAAGAAGUGCAACAAUGGUACAAAGGCUUCAUUAAAGACUGCCCCAGUGGACAGCUUGAUUCUGUGGGCUUUCAGAAGAUAUAUAAGCAGUUCUUUCCUUUUGGAGAUCCCACAAAGUUUGCCUCGUUUGUUUUCAACGUGUUUGACGAAAAUAAGGAUGGACGCAUUGAGUUCUCAGAGUUCAUCCAGGCGUUGUCUGUCACUUCUCGCGGGACUCUGGAUGAGAAACUUAGAUGGGCUUUCAAGCUAUAUGACUUGGACAAUGAUGGCUACAUCACUCGUGAUGAGAUGCUAAACAUAGUCGAUGCCAUUUAUCAGAUGGUGGGAAACACCGUAGAGCUGCCAGAAGAAGAAAACACACCAGAAAAACGAGUUGACCGUAUUUUUGCAAUGAUGGACAAGAAUGCAGACGGGAAACUGACUCUGCAGGAGUUUCAGGAGGGCUCCAAGGCCGACCCCUCUAUUGUGCAAGCACUCUCUCUCUAUGAUGGUCUAGUCUAAGAAUGUAAGGUGAGUGAAGUAUUCAUGUGCAAGCCACAUGCACACUUAGCCAAGGGGAAGCUCGGACCAUCCAAUAUUAUGCCAUCCUUAUGUCAUCUGAGCCAAUAAAAGAAAAGAAACAAAAAUCAGCGACUGGCCUGAAUCCAAGGCAAAGCAGCUGCUUUCUGUUCUCAGUUUGUUCUUAUGAAUUAUUCAGGCGACCCACUUGUUUGCUGGCAAUCAAAUGGUCUUUCAGUGCCGAGCGAAGAGCCUCUUUCUCCGCCGCAUGUAAUCCACCAGCCUCUGCCAAUUGUUGCUGACAUCGUGCUCAGCGUUUUGUCAGCUGUGAAGUGAUCUUGUGAAUGCAUAUUUUGAACGCACCAUUGAAGUCAUUAUCCUGCAUGGUCUGAGCAAAGACAUAUUUAUUUCAAAUGGCCAUCUCUCGCCUCGCCUCACCUCGCUCGACGGAUUCAAUUUAGCAUUGGGAUCACACGCAUCCAGCACCAUCAAACGAGUGCAUCGCGGCCUCCUAGCGAUCCGUCCAGGAUGAGGAUUUGACAAUCUGACAAUUGUAUAGGUUCCCAUCAGGGAUUGUGGGCACAUUUUGCGAUGCCAUUCAAACCUGGCAGCAAAACCCACCGUUAUUUCAACAUUUGUUCUGCUGCUACUGUGUGCAUCUGUGCAAACGUCGCAGCCGUCUUCUUUCCCUGCCAAAGUCCCAGGAGCUGAAUUCCUUUGGAGGUUUUUGCCAGACUUUUCACAAGUGGACGCUGUGCUGUCAUCCUGGAGUCUUGAGUUUAACAUGGAAAAGUGUCUUGCAUGGUGAUAGAGUGAGCACUAAUUUACUUGGUAAGUUACAAAGCAGUGUAUUGUAAUAUGUAAAUAUAGUAUUAUGGCAAUUUAGUUCCUGCUUUGCUGUAUUCAGGAGUUUUCACCUUUUAAAACUGGAAUGAAGUUUUAUUUUUAUCAUAUCUGUUGAAAUGUUUUGCACUGCGUUUUUCACUACAAUUGUGGGAUUUUUUUUUGUUCUCGCGCUGAGUUUUCUUUCCCGAGAGAACUGAUUUUUUAUUUGUGGAACAGUGUUGAAGGAGAGGCAAGUUUCUAUGGAUUGUUUUACUAUAUUUGCAGCCUGUGAAUCAAUUUAAAUUGAGCGUAUCACCUUCAUUCACAUUCAGCAGACAGCGACAGACACAAACACCAGUUCUGAUUGUAAAGCUUUUGCGAGCUCUGCGGCUACUAUUGUCCACUUAAUAGUUGUCCUGAUGUGUGAAACCAGAGCAUGCAAUCAUGCCUUCUACCAAUUUUUUUUGUUUUGUUGUAGGAGCGGUCACAUUUAAGCUCUGUCACUGAUGUUAUGCCUUAUGCAAAUAAUAAUUUACUGAAUGACAAAUGCCAUUUACCUGUCAUUGAUCAGUAAGAGAGCACAUAAUAAAAUGCAUUUCAAUG